Messenger RNA from Paramecium pentaurelia, 2427 nucleotides. The record is from the annotation of a GenBank genome assembly. Lineage: Eukaryota; Ciliophora; Oligohymenophorea; Peniculida; Parameciidae.
AUGAUUUUAUUUAUAAUUCUUAUAUCACUAGAAAUUAAAGACAUAGCUUUUGCCUCAUUUGAAUAGCAAUAUGAUUAACUGUAUUCCAGAUGCAUAUUAUUUAUCUUAAAUAUAAGUAUAGUCUUAUAUUAACAUUAGUUUGUUUAAUUUAUCAGAAAAAAUCUAAAAAACAACUAUGCUUUUUGGUUAUAAUACAUUUUGUUUAAAACUGUAUUUAUUUUGGAUUUCAUUAGUUAUGGUAUCUCUAUCCUUUAGCAAGCAAUUUUAAACAUAACAAUUAAACAAAGUUUUUUAUAUUUUUAUUAUACCUAUUUACUGGGGCUUUAGAUUUGGCAAACCCUAACUCCUUAUUUACUCAAACUGAGUUAAACUCGAAAUUAACAAUUUUACUCAUAAUUUUAUUCGAAUUUUAUAACCUUCUUAUAUCAACUAAAAUUGGGCACAAGGCAAGACAACUUAUACUUGAUAUACUAAUAGAAGAUUGUGUGAUUAAAAUUUAUGAUAGUUAAUUAAAUGAUUUAACUCCAAAUCUACUCUCCAAAUCAUAAAAUAUUGAUAAUUUUUCAUCUCCAACCAUUUAUACUACAAGACAAUCAAAAAGUAAUGAUAAUUUUACAAAUAACUAAUCUUAAAAUAAAUAGAUUAAUUUCAAAACAUAUAAAUUUUAUGACAAUAUUAGUCUAUCAGCUGAUUCUUUGUAAUCUUCCACUUAAAAAGAUUAAACAUACAAUAAUAUAAAGGAUUUAAUUAAAUAAUAUUUAAAUGAUACUAAAAUUAGUGAAUAAUUAAUCAUAGCCAAUGAAUACGAUUAUAAAACUGGUUAGAAAAUCAAAUACAAACUCAUUAUUUCAUAAAGUAUUUCUAAUUAUAUUAUUGUUGCCUUCAUUAAACUAGAUUAAGUCUAUUUAAUUAAACAAUAAAAUAAAUUAAUUUAGUUUAAAUAAUAAUUAGCAUCAAUCUUUACUAAUAAAUUAAAAACACCUUUAAAUGCAACAUUUGGUUAUUUAAAUUAAUCAAUAAAUGAUAUAUCAGUAUCUGAUUAAUUUAAAUAAUUAUACUUAAUACCUGCUAUGCUAAAUUCUAAACUUUAGUUAUAUCAAAUAUAAGAUCUUUUAGAUUAUCUUUACUAAGAUUCUACAUAAUUAACAUUAUAAGUUGCUAAAACUAAUUUGAUAAAAUUAUUAUUAAGUGUCAAUGAAUUGUUAGAAUUGUAAUGCAAAACUAAAUAAAUAUCAUUAUAAUAUCAUAUAAAUAAUGUAGAUAUCAAAUAUUAAAAAUCAAUAUAUAUUAAUACAGAUUCACAAAAAUUAGAAAGAAUACUAAUUAAUUUACUUAAUAAUAGUUAUCGAUACUCUCCAUCAAAUAAUACAAUAAAAAUAGAUAUCUAGAUUGAUGAGUAAGAAUCAAAAGCAUUUUUUAGAGUAUCUGAUAAUGGUGAAGGAUUUACUUAAGACUAAAUCAAGUUUAUAAAUUAGUAAGCACUUUUAUAAAAUAAAUUUUAAUUAGUACAAAAUCAUCAUUAAGAUAAAUAUCAUCAUUUUAAAAUCCAUAUCAAAUUUGGAAUAUCUUUAUAAAUAACAAAUCAUUUAAUUUCUGCUUUAAGCGAUUAACAUUCAAGUUUACAAUUAAACAAUUCUUAACAAGGAGCUGCUUUUGAAUUUUUUAUUAGUACGAAAAUGUAAAACCAAUUUUUAAGUUCAUAGAAAAUAAUUUAGAAUUCAAAACCAAUUAAAUCUACUAAAGGCUUAUAACAUAUUGAGUAAGAUAAUGGUUCAAUUUACAGUCAUUCAAGUUCAUUAAUAAUUGAACCAUCACCUUAAUUACCAUUAAAUCAGAAAAAAAAUGAAUUAUAAUAAUUUAAGAGUAGACACUCUCAUAGAUAAUCAAGUAUAUCCCUUACAAAAAGGGCAGAAGAAAAUCAAUUUCAUUUAUUGAAAAAAGGAACCUUAUGUGAAUCUAUUGAUUUUGAAAAUGAAUAAGAAAUAUUGAUAGUUGAUGAUGAACCUUUCAAUCAUGAUAUAUUAUGUUUAAUGCUUAAGAGAUUAGGACUUAAUAAGUUUGUUAAAGCUUAUAAUGGUCAAUAAUGUUUAGAUAUAGUUAUGAAAAAGAAAUCAAGAAUUCAAUUAAUAUUUAUGGAUUUAGAUAUGCCAAUUUUAGGAGGACUUUAAGUACAUUCAUAUUUAAUUUUAGACAACAGAAAUCUUAAUAGAUAUGAUGUAAUAAAAGAAAUUAGAUUAUAUAAAUAUAAUUGGAUGUACUGCACAUGAUGAUUAUGAUACUUAAUUAAAAUGUAUUAAUGCUGGAAUGAAGCAUGUUAUUAGCAAACCCAUCUUCUUAAAAUAAGUAAAGGAACUAUUUUUGAAAUUAAGUGACGAAUUGCUAAUCAAAAAUUUAUUCAUUAGUUAAUCUAUUGAAAAACACAUUUGA